Symbiodinium sp. CCMP2592 is the source of this 384-nucleotide messenger RNA. NCBI's taxonomy places the organism in Eukaryota, Dinophyceae, Suessiales, Symbiodiniaceae. The record is from the annotation of a GenBank genome assembly.
AUGAUCCUGCAGGACCUUGCGCCGUCCUGCAUUGCAGAGUGUCCUGGCAUAUGCCCACAUUUGCAGACACUCGUAAUGCAAGCCCUGAUGAACGUCGAUCCUACACCUUACGUGUGUGCCAACAGCGCGACCUUCAUUUGUAUGGACACGCCGGCUUGCGAUAGCCUCCUCAACACAGCAGAGAGCUAUGACCUCUUCCACGUCCCCAGAAGCGAGGAGGAACUCGAGAACACGUGCAACCCUCCGGACACAUCCACGAGCACUGCGGCCAGCACUCAAGACAGCACAGCGGCGCAGGCAGAUGAUGUGGUACCGGCUGCGCGUAGCAUCCCAGAUGUGGGGCCGACCCCUUCCACGAGCUUGAGGACGGCACGGGGCCGUUGA